Messenger RNA from Phytophthora infestans T30-4, 2433 nucleotides. RefSeq names its product protein kinase, putative. Gene Ontology annotation, biological process: protein phosphorylation. The coding region runs from base 1 to 2433 and encodes 810 amino acids. The transcript has a single exon. The record is from RefSeq and is a predicted model, not a curated record. Gene Ontology annotation, molecular function: ATP binding; protein serine/threonine kinase activity. NCBI's taxonomy places the organism in Eukaryota, Oomycota, Peronosporomycetes, Peronosporales, Peronosporaceae.
AUGCAGCGUCAGCGGAUCACGCUCUUUUCGGCCGAAGACGCCGACGCCAUGGCAGUCCGCGAGCGUGGCAGCAUGAGACUAGGCUCUAGUCGAGGGCCGGGGCGCUUCGACAAGCGCGCACAGUCGUACAGCUUGCGCCCUAGUACGACCGUGUACGGCCAAGAAAACGAGGAUUACUUCGACGGCUCGGCCAGCUACUCGUCCGUGACUGAGCGUAGCGGCACCGGAAGCUUCGCUCCCAACCGCACGCGACUUAGUGUAUCCCCCGACCUCAGCAGCGCCUUCGAGGACAUCUUUGAGACGGACUGGGAAGGCUACAUCUGGAAACAGGGUCACGUUGUACGCUCGUGGCGCUACCGCUACGCUGUGCUUUCAGGCACGACCUUCAGCUACUACGUAAGCAAGGACGUGGCCAAGCUGGACACGGAGAAGUUCCGUGGCCGCGUCACGGUUACGGGUGCCUCACGAGAUCCCAACCGCUCAAACGGCGUGCUCAUCACGACGACUAUUAACAAAAUAUUUGCCAUGUACACACGCUCAAGCAUUGAGUGCGAAAUCUGGAUCAAGAUGCUGCAACAGACAGUACAGAACGGCAGCAACCAGAAACCGGGUCAGAGUUUCAGUGGCGCCUCUAAUGGACGCGACUCGGAUCUCCAGAGUGGACGUGCAAGCCAGUGGAAUCCCGCUGCUAGUGGGAACUUGCCCUUCUCGGCGAGUAGUAUUCUAUCACAAACUGUCCGAUCGUCAGGAGACUGGAAGGCGCGCAAUUUGGCGACAGUCAAGCAAUUCUACUCCAUGUGGACGACGCAAUUCCUUGAACAGACGGGCGUGGAUGACUCAGCGGCAAACCUCAUCUCACUCUUUCCCAUCUGUUCGCCCGAGAUGAUCGUCUCGGUCAGCUACCCGUGCGAGUUUCUACCGUCCACUAAGUUUUACGGACGAGAAGGACUUGUCGACGUGGUGCUGGGUUUCUCACGCUUCGUGUUGUUCAAGAGAUUCGCAGUCUCCCGCUACAUGACGACCAAGCAGCCCAAUGUGCUUCAGGUACUGGCUGCUGGUACCAUCUGGAAUAAAUCGCUCAAGCGCGAGUUCACGUUCACUACACGCGACGAGAUUCAGCUGAGUCCUGGCGGUCGUGUGCUCAGUCUUCAGAUGCAGAUUGAAGUCGACAUUGCCGCGUUUCAGAUGUCGGACGCCGAACGGAAGGCGGCCAAGGCGGAACGUGCGUUCCAGGCCUCAACGUCGAAGCGUGUGCUGUCUCUCUCGAUCCAACACUUCCACGUGAACCGUGUCCUGGGCAAGGGAACUUUCGGCACGGUUGUGCUGGCUGAACGAAAGAACACGGGCGAAAUCUUCGCAGUGAAGAUCCUGGAAAAGAACUCCAUGUCCAACUACGACAAGCUGCGCACCAAGACUGAGAUGCGCAUCCUGCGUGACGUGCAUCAUCCGUUCAUUGCCCCGCUGCGGUUUUCGUUCCAGAGCCAAUCGCGUGUGUUUCUAGGCAUGGACUACUACCCGGGUGGCAGUCUGUACACCCACAUGAACCGCUUCUCCAACAACAAGGAACAUCGCGUCAAGAUCCCGCUUGACCUGGACCGCGUCAAGUUCUAUGCUGCUCAGAUCGUGCUGGCGUUGUCUCAUCUACACGCCUGCGACAUUGUGUACCGUGAUCUGAAGCCUGAUAACAUCAUGCUUGACGUAGACGGCAACGUUGCGCUCGUCGACUUCGGUCUCUCGAAAACAAAUGUGAACCAGAUGUCAGGUGCUCGCACGAUGGCUGGAUCCCCAGCGUACACGGCCCCUGAAUUACUAAAGCCGAAGCGCUCGCGCGACUAUGGCAAGGCUGUGGAUUGGUGGUGUCUGGGUAUCCUGCUGUACGAGAUGUUGCUUGCCAAGCGCCCGUUCCAUCACCUGAACGUGUCGGUGCUGUACAAGCUCAUCGAGAAGGAGCCUGUGAAGUUCCCGUCCAAAUGUGGUAUUCACCCGGACGCCCGAAGCCUGAUCUUGGGCUUGCUGGAGAAGGACCCGAACAAACGUCUCGGUGCUCGUCAGACCAGCGACAUCCUCACGCAUCCAUUUUUCAGUGAGGUUCGAUGGAACAUGGUUCUUCGCAAGAAGAUCACCCCUCCAUGGGUACCGGCACCCAUGUCGAUGGAGGAGGAGCGCAUGAAGAGCCCCGACAUUAACUUUGACAAGUAUCUGGCCUCCAAGACGGCCUCCACGGGCAACUUUUUCAGCAUUAUCUUCCCGUGGAAACACACCCACACUCGCCACCGCCGAGCGAGAUCAGAAAUGGACUACGACUCGUUCGGCAAAUUCAGCUACGUGAGCGACACGUCUAACUCGUUCCUUGUGGACGAAGACGAGAUGCUUGACGCGGCUUUCACGGGCCGGCGCAGCAUUCAAGUGCAUACUUUGGCAGGUGAAGCCUGA